AUGACUGAAAGAAGUGCAAGCAAGUCGAAGACUAAAGUGGCUUUGCAAGCUCAGUCGACUAAGAAAGACAAAGGAAGAUGGAAUGGUAACAAGGGCAUAGGAAGUUACAAUAAUUUAACUAGUAGAGGAAACCAUCAAGAAGGUAGUUCAUCAAACCGGAGACAAUCUUCUAAUCAAGGAAAUCACAGAGAUGGUGGUGCAGUUAGAGGAAGAGGCGAUGGAAGGAAACCUGAUAAAAGUCAUAUUCAAUGCUACAAUUAUCAAAAGUAUGGCCAUUAUGCAAGUCAACGUCGAGGAAGCAAGAAAGAUCAAGAAAGUGAUGCAAAGCUUGCAGAAGACGAAGUGAUGCUAAUGGUCACAACAAAAGAGGAAGAAAGAUUAAAAGAUCAAUGGUAUCUCAACUCAGGUUGUUCGCCACACAUGUCUGGAAGAAAAGAUUGGUUUAUCAACAUCAGUCCCUCUUGGAAGAAAAAGGUAAAAUUUGCAAAUGACAAUACCCUGUCUGCUGAAGGUAUUUGUGAUGUUCUGGUAAGGAGAAAGUAUGGUAAACAAUCAAUGAUUUCCAAUGUGUUGUACAUACCUAGCAUGAAAAUCAAUAUGCUAAGUAAAGGUCAACUGGUCGAGAGGAAUUACAAAGUACUUAACGAAGAUAGAAUGAUGAGAGUGAUCGCCUUGAGAAAAAGGUUAAUAUUGAAGGCUCUUAUAUCUCAUAAUAGAACCUUCAGGAUUGAACUUGAUGUGUUGGAACGCAAGUGCCUAGCGACUACAGCUAGCAGAGAUGAACGGUUAUGGCAUUACAUACUUGGUCAUUUGAGUUUCAAUGACAUUAGUAAUCUGAAGAGGAAGAACAUGGUUUAA
This is a messenger RNA of Lathyrus oleraceus (garden pea), 858 nucleotides long. RefSeq lists its product as uncharacterized. The coding region runs from base 1 to 858 and encodes 285 amino acids. The transcript has a single exon. NCBI's taxonomy places the organism in Eukaryota, Viridiplantae, Streptophyta, Magnoliopsida, Fabales, Fabaceae. The record is from RefSeq and is a predicted model, not a curated record.